Messenger RNA from Aspergillus welwitschiae, 2711 nucleotides. Its product is annotated as C2H2-type zinc finger protein. Gene Ontology annotation, cellular component: nucleus. The transcript is spliced from 6 exons. The coding region runs from base 688 to 2385 and encodes 565 amino acids. Gene Ontology annotation, molecular function: RNA polymerase II cis-regulatory region sequence-specific DNA binding; DNA-binding transcription factor activity, RNA polymerase II-specific. The record is from RefSeq and is a predicted model, not a curated record. Gene Ontology annotation, biological process: regulation of transcription by RNA polymerase II. NCBI's taxonomy places the organism in Eukaryota, Fungi, Ascomycota, Eurotiomycetes, Eurotiales, Aspergillaceae.
ACAGACUAAUGACGCCAUCCCCCAAGGUCCUCGUCCCCAAGGUCCCCAAAUUACCGAUUGAGAUCUGCGUAUCGCGACGGUAACCUUACCGAAAAAGAGCCCUACUGCGGUGGUGUAUUCUCAGUAUCCUCUCCUCCUCCUCCAUCACCACCAACUCCACUCUCGCGCUCUCUCUACCAACUCCUACUCGCUCCCUGUUCCAUACUACCUCUGAACUAUCCUGUUCGCCCACCAUCGCCUGUCACCCGCCUCUCAUGCUGGCCCCCAAGGUCCUCAUCCCAUCGCUUGCAGGCGGUCUGUCUUUUCUCUCUCCGACGUUCCUAUCGGCUGUUCUUCAUUCUUGGUGAUCUCUGCGCAUAGUCCAGUCGCACCACUGGCCUUCUAGCCUUCCCGUUGGACGAUCUCUGCAUUGCCUACCUUGAUUGCAAUUUGUUUUCAUUGGUAAGAGUGUCUCUCUUCCCGUUCGCGUGGUGUGGAGGGCAAGCUAACUUGCCACUUGCGUGCUCUGCGUCAGACAAAGACAGACACACCCCAGAUCAUCCUAUUCCUGUCCCCCCCGCCUCACAGCUCCUCUGGCGGUUUGCUCCGUUCAUCAUCCCCUCUCCAGUGUGACUGUUGCUUCAGCCUCGCGAUUGACUGGGGACUCUCUGUCUAUCAUCUCAAGCCUGUCGAUCGUCAAUCGACACCAUGGCUUCUCACACGAAGAAAGACGAUUUCUGUCUUGAAUGCCACUGGGAGGCAUUCCAUCUGGAUGGAAAGGAGGCAGAAGAUGCUUCGGAGGCGCAGUCAGUCCAAUGGAAUUGCUCCGACCAGGUACAUCACACCCCAGCACCGCCUUGCAAUGGGGAUGACGACUGCAAUGUCGAGGAGGACUGCUGUGAUGUUGACGACUGUUCAAUCACCUGUCCCUCCGUCUGUGACGGCUUCGUCGACUGCGGUGAUGCUGCAGUAUGCUCAGUCUCGCACUGCGACGAGGAUCAUUGCGAGAACACCGACCCGGUCUGCUUUGAUGAACACUGCUUCGGCACUGGCACCAACAUAGAUGGCGAACACAGUUUGGAGUCGCUGCUAGGGUUGGGAACACCUCUUAACCUCGACACCAGCGACCUACUAUCCCCGACCACCAUGCCACAGUCGCAGGUGGAGCAACCCAAGACCAUGACGCAACCUACGGGCAUGGUACCCUCUGCACCGACGAGUGAUGCAUUCUUCACUCCUUAUGCACCUGCAUCCCACUGUCACUCCCACAGUCAUCAGCAUUUUCACUGUCAUGAUAUAUCCAAGGAUGCUCACCAUGCAGCAAAUCCGUGGUUACCUCUGCAGAAUGCUGUCAACCCGGCGGAUGUAUUCCACAUGAUGUGCCCUGACCUGUCUGCGUGCCAUCAGUUCCACGUCCACGAAGUGCAGAACUGCCCUGAUCAGGGCAAACCUGCCGAUGAUGCGGCCUCGAACUCGUUCACCUGCUUCCACAUCCCUCACCAUCCCCACCACCACCACCCGCCGAACGAAGUGAAGAGCCCAGCUCCGACGCAGAAGCCAACCAAUAACUGGAAGCCAUGCCGCACGCAUGUUCAUCGGUGUCGCACACACGGACACCAUGUCCAUUCCUAUUCUCCCUACUCGCCGUACUCCCGCCAUUCGCGGUCCAGCGUGAGCUCGCAAUUGAGUCCGGGCGAGACGCCACCCCCGCUGGAAGGGGGUACGUCGUCCGUCUUGACCAGUCCGGAAUAUGUCCCCGAUACCGAGGUAUUCAUCUGCCGGUGGAUAUCGAAGGCUGACGGGACUCAGCUCCCCUGCGGCGCCACUUUCGCGGAUGCAUGCGGUCUGCAGGAACAUCUGGUGGCAAGCCACAUGGCGACCGUAGAUGGCGCCAAGGGUACGGGAUAUUACUGCUGCUGGGAAGGGUGUCAUCGGCCGGACGAGCCGUUUUCGCAAAAGUCGAAGCUGCAGGGGCAUUUCUUGACCCACAGUAAUUACAAAAACUUCAAAUGCUCAGUUUGCGGGAAGAUGUUUGCGCGACAGGCAACCUUGGAGCGGCACGAGCGGAGCCACCGAGGCGAGAAGCCGUACAAGUGUUCGGAGUGCGGGAAGUCGUUUACCGACAGCAGCGAGCUGAAAACGCAUUCGCGGACGCACACGGGCGAGAAGCCCUUCAAAUGCACGUACCCGGGGUGUAACUUCCAGACUGGCGACUCAUCAAACAUGUCCAGCCACCGAUUGACACACGGCGAGCGCCGACACAAGUGCCACCACGCCGGAUGCACCAAGAGCUUCACGCGACACGACCAACUUAAACGACAUUUAAGAACCACGCACAAAGAAGACAUCUCACUAGGUACUCCGAUGCCGGAUGACUUCGGACUUGCCUUCGCCGAAGUGGCGUGAGAGCAGCACAGACAGAUACCAGGCGCAGAUCAACGGGAAGGGAAUAUACAUACAUACGUGAUUUCUGAUACCGGAUGGGAUUGGAUAUAAAACGGAGUACGACGGCGAAACAGGACACUGAAUGAGCGAGUGAUUGAUGACUGGUUAAUUGAAAAUGGAUCAUUAUGAGUGGACGACACAUACCUACUGCUUACUAGUAUAUAUCCGACACGAGUUGAACAAACAGCCUCUACCUACUACACAUCUAAUGACAUAUUCACUACUACCACCUGAAAUCCCUCAUUCCAACACUAGAUUCCAUAACUAUCAUACACAUACCCCCACGU